This is a messenger RNA of Talaromyces marneffei, 768 nucleotides long. RefSeq lists its product as uncharacterized. Bases 1 to 768 code for a protein of 255 amino acids. The transcript has 2 exons. Gene Ontology annotation, molecular function: hydrolase activity, acting on ester bonds. The record is from RefSeq and is a predicted model, not a curated record. Lineage: Eukaryota; Fungi; Ascomycota; Eurotiomycetes; Eurotiales; Trichocomaceae.
AUGAAGGACACUUUUUCUACCCUAUGCGUCCUCGGCGCGUUUCACAUGAGCAACGUGGCAGCUGCAACAAUAUAUCUUGCAGGUGACUCUACCAUGGCACGUGGUGGUGGCGGCUCCGGAACUGAUGGAUGGGGCCAAUAUAUUGCAUCCUAUCUAUCCCUGAAUGUGAGCAACCAAGCAAUCGCCGGACGAAGCGCCCGCUCCUAUGCUCGUGAAGGACAUUUCAACACCAUCGCCUCUGAAAUCCAACCCGGGGACUUUGUCGUCAUCGAAUUUGGACACAACGACGGUGGUUCCAUCGCCCCAAUCGACAAUGGUCGCACCGAUUGCCCCGGGAAUGGUACUGAAACAUGCUCAACAACAUACAACGGCGUGGCCGAGACAGUCUUGACAUUCCCAGCGUAUCUCGAAAAGGCAGCUAACACAUUUAAGGCCAAAGGUGCCCACGUAAUUAUCGCCAGUCAAACACCUAACAACCCCUGGGAGACUGGCACUUUUGCAUACUCACCUAACCGGUUCUGGGGGUAUGCCGAACCGGCUGCUGAGGUAUCCGGGGUUAAGUAUGUCGAUCAUGGAGGUUAUGUGGCUAGCAUCUUCAAGGAUUUGGGAGUGACUACCGUGGACUCGUACUAUCCUAAUGAUCAUACGCAUACCAGUGUUGCUGGCGCGAAGGUUGUAGCGCAUGCCUUUUUGAAGGGGGUUGUGUGUGAUAAUUUGAGUUUGAAGAGUUAUCUGACUACAACGAGUUUUCAGGGGGGGUGUCUGUAG